UACUUGAAGAAGCAGAGAGAGCUACAGAGAGAGAUGAGAAUAGCUGAUGUCCUCCGUGAACGAGACGACGGCGAUGACGGCAUCUCCGGCGAGAAUUUUCUCCCAUCUUUUUCAAGCAAGAGCUAUUCUGCUUCGCCAACAGCUGCCGCCGCAGCCAACGGCGCGUCUUCUUGGUCUAUACUGUUCAGAUGGUUUCGCAAUCGUCGAAAACGUGCACCGGCCGCUUCAGGCGGGAAGCUGAUCGGUCAGUGGUCAGCGACCGACGCAAUUGCAGCCGGAAGUGUGGAUUCCGGUGGGAGAUUGCUUCCGGAGAUCGGUUUGUCUUCAGGUGUCAGACCCAAUGAGAUUGCCUUCAAUCUUGGGAUGGGAAUAGGGUUGGCUUUCCUUCUGGCUGGGAAUACCAAUGAGAUGAACAAAAUGGUGGAGCUGAGGAAUCAAAUGGAAAUGCUACUGAAAGAAAUCAAAGGUGAAGUUCAAAGAAGAGAUGAUAACUCCUUAUAUACUUCAUCGGAUGUUAGUGAGGAUGCAAUUAGCACAGCCAUUUCUAUACAACAGAAUAGUUCAUCCUUGGAAAUGGAAGAUCCUAAACAUUUCUCUGAAUCUAAUAGAGAAAACUAUCAGUCACUUUACAACUUGAGAGGAAUGGUUGAAUUGGAAGCAGAGCUUCAACUUGAACUGGAACGAAUGCAGCUUAAACUGGGAGAAGAUGCUGGAGAGCACAAGAUGAAGGAGUUGAAGAGUAAGAAGGUUGAUUUAUCUUCUGGAAGUAGUGCUUCAGCUUGGUAUGACCACAUGCCUGAUGAAAAUAGUGGAGAAAGCCAUGGAAUUUGUGCAUAUGAUUUAGAGAGAAGAUUGCAUGAGCUUCUCCAAACAAGACAGCAAGAGAGGAUAGAAAGUUUAGAAUCCGCACUGGAGUUAGCUCAGAGAAAACUUCAGGAGAAAGAAGAAGAGUUGUGUUGUUGGAAGAACAUUAGAGAACUUGCUACUGAAAAUGAUGAAUCUUAUUUCUCACUGAGCUUCAAGUAGUUAGUGUAAAGAGUUCUACAUGUAAACAAAAUGCUUCUUUGCUUCAUAUAUAUAUUCUAAGGCUUCAUUUGGAACGGCUUUUUUACUGCUUCUUAAAAUAAUUUUUUAAUUUUUUAUUAAAAAAUUGCUUUAAGAAGCAGUUAAACAAUCAUCCCAAACGUAGCCUAAGUUUCUCAGUAUGUAUCUUGAUUUGGUACUUUGCUAUCCAUACUCUGUCAAUCUUUUGCACCUUGAUUAUCAUUAUGUUAAGUUGUGGUUGAGGAGUCUAAUUAAUAUUAUUUAUAUAUCUUAUGUAGAGACAAUAUGUCUAUUGACUUUGGUGGUAAUAUUAUUUCACGUGUAAUUUUAUAAUUUUUAAUUAUAAUUGUUAAAGCUAUAUUACAACAGACUAAAAAAAACAUAAAUUUCUCAAGAAAAGCUUCUCCAUCUUAUUAAA
This is a messenger RNA of Dendrobium catenatum, 1462 nucleotides long. RefSeq names its product protein POLAR LOCALIZATION DURING ASYMMETRIC DIVISION AND REDISTRIBUTION. The record is from RefSeq and is a predicted model, not a curated record. Gene Ontology annotation, biological process: asymmetric cell division. The transcript has 3 exons. The coding region runs from base 34 to 1026 and encodes 330 amino acids. Lineage: Eukaryota; Viridiplantae; Streptophyta; Magnoliopsida; Asparagales; Orchidaceae.